Molecule: messenger RNA, 930 nt
Organism: Cariama cristata (Red-legged seriema)
Lineage: Eukaryota; Metazoa; Chordata; Aves; Cariamiformes; Cariamidae
Gene: GDPD1
Product: glycerophosphodiester phosphodiesterase domain containing 1
Exons: 9
Coding region: 22-798 (258 amino acids)
Biological process (GO): glycerophospholipid catabolic process; N-acylethanolamine metabolic process
Cellular component (GO): endoplasmic reticulum membrane
Molecular function (GO): phosphatidylcholine lysophospholipase A1 activity; phosphoric diester hydrolase activity
Source: RefSeq, a predicted model, not a curated record
GGAGAGAACCUGGAAAACACGAUGGCAGCCUUUCACCAUGCGGUUAAUAUAGGAACAGACAUGUUGGAGCUAGAUUGUCACCUGACGAAAGAUGAGCAAGUGGUUGUGUCCCAUGAUGAGAACCUGAAGAGAUCAACAGGAGUUGAUGUCAACAUAUCUGACCUCAAAUACUCUGAACUCCCACCAUAUCUCUGCAAGCUGGAUGUCACAUUUCAGAAAGAAUGUCACUGUGAGGGAAAAGAUAACCGUAUUCCACUCCUGAAAGAGGUGUUUGAGGCAUUUCCACAAACUCCUGUCAACAUUGACAUCAAAGUGAACAACAAUGUGUUGAUCAAAAAGGUUUCAGAGCUGGUGAGUCAGUAUAAGCGAGAGCAUUUGACAGUAUGGGGGAAUGUCAAUUACGAGGUUGUAUCAAAGUGUCUUAAGGAGAACGCUGACAUUCCCAUCAUCUUCUGUUUGCAACGUGUCCUCCUGCUUCUUGGCCUGUUCUACACUGGUCUGCUGCCAUUCAUUCCUUUCAAGGAAGAAUUCUUGGAAAUUCCCAUGCCUUCAAUCAUCCUCAAGCUGAAAGAACCACAGAAGAUGACAAGAAGCCAGAAAUUUAUUAUCUGGCUAGCUGACACAUUGCUAAUGCGGAAAGCACUUUUUGAUCACCUCACUGCUCGGGGCAUUCAGGUGUAUAUUUGGGUACUGAAUGAAGAACAGGAAUACAAGAGGGCAUUUGAUCUGGGAGCAACUGGAGUGAUGACAGACUAUCCAACAAAACUUAAGGAGUUUUUACACAAUUAUCCAGCAUAAAGGAAGAAAACCAAGGAAGUUCUUGCAAAACAGAUUGUGAGCCAAGAAUUUUCUUCAUAAAGAAAAAAAAAGGAAAUUUGAGCGGCAUACACAGAUUGUUUUGUUUGAAAGAUGUAAUUGGAUGAUCUAUUA